Molecule: messenger RNA, 894 nt
Organism: Cladocopium goreaui
Lineage: Eukaryota; Dinophyceae; Suessiales; Symbiodiniaceae
Source: the annotation of a GenBank genome assembly
AUGGUGCAGCCAUGGAGCCCUGAACCCGGAAUGUCGGCAAGCAGAGAAACGCUUGCCCUGGAGAGUUUGUUCCCCCACUCGGUGAGUUUUGAUCACUUUGAGCCUGAAAUGUACGAGAAUUUUGGGGAAGACACGGAUACCUUGGUGAGUUCCGAUGGGGCUCUGGCCAGAUUUGGAGAGCACAUUCCCUUGGUCUCCAGUGGCAUACAGCUUUUACAUGAGUUGGCAGGCAACCAAGAAGCCUUGGAAAGGGCGAGAAAGUCUGAUCCCUUGGGACGAGAUGGCAUCCUAGUGCAUUCUUUGGAGUAUGUGCCAGUGAUCAAUUCCAUCAUGCAAACAGUGCACCAAGCUGGAGAGGAUGAUGAAUCUUUGCAGCGUGCACGAGAACGAGAUCCCAUUGGAAGGCAUGGUUAUGUGACAAAAGCAUUGGAGCACAUCCCAUUGGUAAGUGAUGGGAUCGUGGCCAUUCACCGCCAUUCGGGUGAUGAUGUGGCAGCAGAACGUGCCCGAGGCUACAGUUUGCAAAAACUCUUUGGCCCAGACGGAGCUGUUACACGCGCCGCGGAGCUGGUUCCUGGCUUGAAUUUCUUACCUGCUGGUUUUCAUUGGAUGAAUGGUGACAGAGAACGCGCUUCUCGCGCGAUUGACCUGCCCCGGAGCUGGGGUUCUGCCUCUGACCCCGACAGUGCCCUGUGGCAAAUGGCGGAGUUGGUGCCCGGAGCGGAUGCUGUUGCCUUUGCAGUGCAUCUUCAGGGAGGAUACUAUGCCCAGGCGCUCCGUAGCGUGACCAAGACCAGCUGGGUCAACGUCCGAACUGAGGAGCUCAUCUUAUGCAUUCGCUGCGGUUCGCUCUCGCAGCUCUGGUGUAGCAAGGUGCCAGUCGGUGACACAUAA